AUGUCAGCUGGUCAACAGAUUUUCAUUGUGGCCUUCUUGUACUUUCUUUUUGGAUGCCGUGGAGACAAUGCGCCUCCGAUCUCAGGGCCUACGUACGAUGAGCCUGCCGACGUGCAGUGUGCACUGAGUCGCUUUACCAAUGUCCGCAGGAGUUGCAUUGCGCUGUCCACGUACGGGCAACAAGCCGAUGCGCGUGAAAAUGUCUCCAAUCCUGCCAUCGGGCUUCGCUUGGCGAUCAUGGCCAUGCUCAACGCAUGCAUGUGGCCGGCCUCCAAUCGGCCACUGCAUGUAGUCGGGCCGCCCUCGCCCCUCGUGGGGGAGCUGGAGCCUGUAGCCCGGUUCAUUUUCUCUGAGGCCACGGGGAUGCACGUCAGCUUUGUUCAGCAAUCGCCUGCGGAACGGCAGGCCUUGCUCUUGGAAUCUGCUGCACCCACCGCCACCGCCGGCUUCGACGCGCUCAUCGCCACGGACAUUGAGUUCGGAGGAGCAGCGCAGAUUCCAGGGAAGCUUGUGGAUCUGUCGAACAUCGUGAUUCAUGACCUGCUGCUACAGUGGAACUAUUUGCCGCCCGCCCUCAGGUCGGCGGCCAUUUACGGCGGCGCCGUCAAGGCGCUGCCGCUGUCGUCGGCGCCGCUGCUGCUCCACUACCUGCGUGACGUCUUCGAACGGGACGGCAUCCUGGUGCCGCAAACCUGGGAGCAAGUGGCCGCGCUAGCGGAGCGGUACCACGACCCGAGACCUGGGGGCAUCAAGGGCAUCUGCGUCAUGCCCCUCGGGUGCGGCGCAGAGAGCUUCGUCUUUCGUACAAUCUUGGCCAGCUACAUACAGACCCAUGGGCCGACUCACGGAUUGCUGUGGGACCCAACCAGCCUGGAGCAGCUGCUUAACAGUCCGGCUGGGGAGCAGGCGCUUGAGAUCUUCCGUCGUCUGGUGGCUGCGGGCCCCGCGAAGCCACCCGCACCCGAUAGCUGUCAGGGCGACCAUUUCAUUCGCGGUCAGUGCCUCAUGGCCGUGUCCAGCGGAUACAUGUUCAAGAUGGGCAACCUGCCGGGUAACCUCUCCGUUGUACGGGGUCGCAUGGGCUUCGCGCUGCUUCCGGGAUCUACACGGGUGCUGGACCGGGCCAGUCGGCAACUGGUGCCCUGCAACCGCAGCAGCUGUCCUUUUGCAACUGAGACUGUCCUGGAGGAUGACGGCACAGUCGCGCUGGUCAAUCGGCCCAUCUCCUCAACCAACACCCUCGUACUGUUCAACGGCAAAUCUCCCGUACAGUACCAAUACGGUGCCUACCAGUUGUUCGCCAUGUUGGUCAGCGGCUCGGCCAUGGGCACCAGCGGCGGGCUCCUAAUGGGACCCAACGAGCUGCUCCCCAAGAGCUCCGAGGACCUUUCCCUGGAGCUCGUGUCGCGAUGGGCGGCCCGCGGUUACGACAGUGGUGACGUGUCCCGCUUCCUGACGGCCUACCGGGCCACCCUUGGCAGCGCCAACACUUGCCCCGAGCUCAAGAUACGACUGGCGCCCAAUGUGACUAAGGCUCUCCAAGACGCUGCCGCAGCCUACGUCUUCCAAACUCCGGCUCAGCCGCGCACCCGGUCUCAAGUUCUCACGGAACUGGAGGCGGUUCUGAAUGCUGUGGUGGCGGCGGAGCCCUCUAGGACAGACUUCGCGGUGCAGUACCGGAGGUCCCUGAACUGGCAGGAGGCUGUGCCACCAGGCCACCCGAGCGGUAGCGGCGACAUGGACGCAGCUGCCGCUGACAGUCCCCCCCGGUCCGGCGGCGCUGCUAGCCCCUCAGGAUCUAAGUCCCAUGGCACCGGCAGCAGCAGGAACGGCCGCCGCGUGGUGUACGAAAUUGCGCUGCCGUGCGGCAGUGCCGUGGCCGCGCUGGCGGCCGGUGCGGCAGCUUUCAUUGCCUGGCGGCGGUCCGGUCAAGGGGGGUCUUCUUGGGCCGGAGUACGGCGGCGGGGCCGCCGGUCGAUGGGUGACGCCGUGAAGGCUCCUGGCGACUCCACUCGCUUGUGGGAGAGCCUGCCUGCCCACGUCAUGGACGCUGCCCUUCAGAUCCACCACCGUGUCGUACGACAGACGCUGCUGAUGCACCGAGGUUACGAGUCAGCCACAGAGGGAGAUUCCUUCAUCUUGGCCUUCAAGGAUGCGCUGAAUGCGGUGGCCUUCUGCGUACAGACACAACAGACGCUGCUAGAGGCCACCUGGCCGGAUGAGCUCAUGGAGCCCGUGUACCCGCCCUCCCCCGAGUCCCCGUGCUGCUCACCGCGCUGGGAGCUGGCGGUAUCGGUAUCGGGGGCAGAGGCGUGGCCCGCGGCGGAGGUGGCCAUGGUACAAAAGCCGCUGUCUGAGGUGUUGGGCACCAACAGGAAGCAGCUGAACACCGCGGUCCGGUCGCCCAUCCCCUCCAUCUUUGCCGUCGCACGGAGCCGCGAUGGCCGCGACGACAUCCACAUGGCCUCCGAAGCCAGCUCAUUUUCGUCGUACAACGUGUGCCGCAACGCCGCCGCCGCCGCCGCCGCCGCUGCGGAUGUGCGCUUCUCCGGUUCCAGUGUACCAGCUGAGCCCUGCCAGCCGAUGUCGGGACCACAGCGCCGUCGACACACGACCCACAUAGUUUCCCAACUUCAAGGACUGUUUCUCCCGCACCGCGGCGAUUCCAGAGCCAGCGGCAAGCUUCCGCUGGCGGCGGCGACGGCGGCGGAUGGAGCGGCGACCGGAAUUGGUGUGUACGGCGCGGCCGCAGGGCCGUACUCGCAAGACUUCGGCAAGUGCAUGAUCGCGCGUCAGCACGAUGUGUCUGAGCACAGUGCACAUUCCCUACCAAAAUGUACAUCUGCGCGGUGUACGGCAGCGCUGGGGUACGGCAGCAUCGGUUGGCCGGGGGCCCCCACCCACGACAGUCCAGAGCCGCUCCGAAGUGCAAUGCCGUAUCGUGUACGGUUGAGGGCGGCGUCGCCUCCGGCGUCGGCGCUGGCAUCGGCGCUGGCGUCAACGCCCUCUUUGCAAUCUGCCGAUGGUGUCGAUUUGAGCGCCGCUACCGACCUGGAGCUGGUCCCUUCGUCCCCACGGACGGCGCCGCGGACUUCGCCGCAAUUAAUGUUGCAGCCAUCCCCGCUGCCGUCACAGCUGCUGCCGUCGCUGCCGCCGCCGCGCGACUCGUGCAGGCCCUGGCCUGAGUCUCAUUGCAGCAACGCGGCAUCGUUACCUCCGGAGCCGUACAACAACACAGCGCCGCCCACCGACGACGGCGUGUCUAUUUUCCUGCUUCCGCUAGCCGCUGCGUACGGCAACCCAGGUCAGCCCACCCAGUCCCAGGGCUGGUGGCCGUCACUUCCGCCGCCACCACCGACGCCGAACCAGGAGACCGCGCAGACCGCCUCGCUACGCCAGGCGCUGCCGCCGCUGGUGCUGCCCGCCGACGCGUAUGAAGGGGCGGCGGCUCCGUCGUCGCCGUGGAGGGGCGCCAGCGCGUCCCGCCCGCCGAUGCUGCAGCUGCCGGAUAGCAUUUGGAACGGCUACAUUCGAUCCGUCGGCACUGGGAUUGGUACGGCAGCCCGAGACCCGUUUCCUCCGCACAGCAGAACAAGGGAGGAGGCGGCGACGGUGGCGGUGACGGCUCCGCCACCGCCGUCGGCACACCUCAACGGCAUUGGCGGCGGGGGCGGCGGCGGCGGCUUCCUGACACUUUGUGAGUUGCUUCAGCAGCAGUGGACGGUGGUGGCGGCGGAUCCCAACAAGGCUCAGGACCCAGGCCUGGGGGACCGGCAGCGGAGCUCGCGGUCGCGUACUUCUCCGUCGGCACGAGCACCGGAUGCUGCUGCCGCCGCCGUAGCCGCCGCCGCGGGUCCCGCUGGCGGCAGCGGCUGUAACGGCGGCGGCGGUGGCGGCGGCAGCCGCCGCGACGGCGUCACCCGGGUAGUGUUCCGCGGGCUUCGUGUACGGAUGGGGUUGCACAGCGGCGUACAUUCGUACCAGGACAUGGACCGAAACGCUGCCAGCGGGAGAGUGCAGUACAGAGGCGAGGUCAUCAACCGCCACCUAGCAGGUCGCCUCGUGCUGCAGCUGCGCCGCCGCCAGCUACUGCGCAAAGCCAUGGUGCUACGGCCGCUGGCGGGCGUACUGCACGCUCCUGUGAUGGGUUACGCCACGACGGCGCGGCUGUCUGUUGUCGGCGCUGCCGUACUGAUGGCGUGGGAUGCUGAUGUCACUCCACCGCAGCUGUCGGCGCUGCGAGAGACGCAUCCGCCUUUGGAGUCCGACGGGGGGCGGUUACAUGAUUGCUUGCUCCCUGUACGGCCAGGCCAGCGGCGGCGGGGGUACUUCUCGGAGUCCGGCACCCCCACCGUCGCGCCGCUCAACGCCGCUGCCGCCGCCGGCACCAUCAUCGCCGACGCGGCCGCCGAAGCAGCAACAGCAGCACCGACUGCCGUACUUUCAGAGGACACGGCCUGCAGCACGAUGCGUCCUGACGGAUGCGUGAAGCCUCGAGGGGAGCGCCGUACCUCGAUGCCCGGCGUCAUUCCGCGCCAGGACGCCGGCGGCAGCGGCCGCGGCGGCGGCGGUUAUACUGGCUCGCGUGGCGUCGUUGUCGGCGGCGGCAGCGGCACCGGUACGUCUGAGCGCCGCGUAUCCGUCGGCGGCGGCUCGGGACCAGCCAGCCGCGCGGGCCUCAUGACGGUGGUGCUGGAGGGUCCCCCGGACGCGGCGGUGAGGUGGCUAUUGGCCGCUCUGCAACGGCUGCGGGAACUGGACUGGCCUCCUGAGCUUCUAGAACAUCCCCUGGCCGAGGAGGUGGUGUUUGACUGGAUGAGGGCCGGCGACGGAUCCCGGCGGCAGCACCAUCAGCAGCGGCAGCAGCAGCAGCAGGCGGCGGUGGUGGUGUGUCGAGGGCUGCGCGCGAGUGGGGCGGUGGCGUGGGGGAAGUUGCGGGGCUGCCUGGCAGCUGGCAGCCUGGGAGGGCAGCUGACCUAUCGAGGCCGUGCGUGGACGGUGCUGCACAAAGCUGCUGCGAUCGCUAAGGCGGGGCAGGUGGCCACGGACUCCACCACGGCGGCCAUGUUACCCCGGGAGCUGGCAGCUCGGCUGGUAGUACGGCAACUGUGA
Messenger RNA from Volvox carteri f. nagariensis, 5112 nucleotides. RefSeq lists its product as uncharacterized. NCBI's taxonomy places the organism in Eukaryota, Viridiplantae, Chlorophyta, Chlorophyceae, Chlamydomonadales, Volvocaceae. The record is from RefSeq and is a predicted model, not a curated record. The coding region runs from base 1 to 5112 and encodes 1703 amino acids. The transcript has 23 exons.